AGUAUUUCUCUUCCUCUUUCAUUCUUUUUCCCUUAUCAUUGCUUCGUUCUAACAACGACACGUUCGUUUCUUAUCAGAAUAUACGGUACACAUUUAAAACCAACACACGUCGCUUCUAACGCGCAUUGCUAAAUGCGGAUUAUCGUGACUUACGAUUUCACGCGGCGUCUUCUCGUCUGCAGAGUGCAAACCUUUCGUCUCUAAUGGAAAGAGAAGAAACGAAAAUAGUCGGUGGCGUCAGAACAGACGCGAAUUUCGUGCAAAACACCUGCUGUUUUUACAAUUGUCCGGACAUCAGUAUAUAACCGCGAAUGCUGUCCGGAAUUGGCAUCAAUCAGCGAAGCUGCGUCGAACAUGAAGAUUCCAGCAAUACUGGUUACGUCUCUGCUGGUCUGGGGUGGUCUGGCCGAGGGCCACGUGGUGAAGCGCGACAAGGAGCUCAAGGCACCCGCGCCUUUACCGGAACUACUCGGCGAUGGGUCUGACGCGCUCGGUGCCUCGAUGGAGAACGGGAUCAAAGUCGCCAGAGCAUCGCAGAAUGUGGGCCUGAGCACGGAGUUGAACGCAGCCGCGCGGGCUGCAGCCGCUGCUGCGACCAAGCAGGCCAAAGACACAGAGGCCGCGGAAGCUGGUGCGGGCGCUGCGAUUGCCGUCGCUAUCGCCAAGCGUGAAGAGGCUAUCAAAGCGAGCGAAUUAGCCAGCAAGCUGUUGACAGCCGCGGUUGGGUCCAGCGAAGCCGCCGCGUCAGCGUCGGCGAGGGCGGCGCAAUUGACGGCCGCAGCUAGUGCAGCUGCCAAAGCUUCUGCAUCCGCCUCUGACGCUUCUGCCGAAGCCCAGGUGAGGGCCAACGCUGAAGCAAACAUCGCCAAGAGAGCUUCGGCAGCUGAAGCGAAAGCCGCAGCGGAAGCCUCGCUUAAGGCGGAACUCGCCAAGAAAGCGGCCGCCGGUUUAUUAGCUAAGGCUAGACUAGCGGCCAGCGCCGAAUCCGAGGCCACUAAACUCGCAGCCGAAGCGGAAGUAGCACUGGCCAAGGCCAGAGUCGCCGUCGAACAGUCGCAGAGCGCACAGGCAACCGCCACCGCUCAAGCUGCCACGGCCGUUCAGCUGCAAUCUCAAGCAGCUAACGCGGAAGCCUCCGCUGUAGCACAGGCUGAAACUCUGCUGGUCACGGCUGAAGCCGUCUCUGCCGCGGAAGCCGAAGCUGCGACCAAAGCUACCGGUUGGGCAAAGAACGUCAUCAACAAGAAAAAGUUACUUUUAGCGAAGAUCGAUAUCCCAGCGAUUUUCGUCACGUGCCUGCUCACAUGGGGCCUGGUGCACGCAAGUAUCGAACUCAGUGCCCCCAAGCAGGAGUCUGCCCUCGCGGAGCAGCUCCUAUUGAAGAACGUGGACACUAGCGCGAAGCGAAAGGAGAACGGCGCCCCGAAACUCGGCGAGAGCACAGCUGCGGCUCUGGCUAGUACCAAGGCAACUGCAGCCGCAGAGGCUAAGGCAUCCGCCAAAGUGAAAGCUUCUGCCUUGGCCCUCGCUGAGGCUUUCCUGCGUGCGUCGGCAGCGUCUGCUGCUGCUACGGCCAAAGCUGCUGCCGCUGUAAAAGAAGCAACGCAGGCACAGCUGCUGGCACAGGAGAAGGCUUUGAUAGCGUUGAAAACUCAAUCUGAGCAACAAGCUGCCUCUGCCGCCGCUGAAUCAGGUGCCACCCUCAGAGCAGAACAAUCCGCCGCGCAAUCGAAAUGGUCCGCCGCAGUGGCCGCCCAAUCCGCCGCUGCUGCAGCCGCUGCAGAAACAAAGGCCACCGCUUCCUCGGAAACCACCGCUGCCGCUACUAGUAAGGCCGCCGUGUUGGCUGCUGACGCUAGCAGCGCAGAAGCUGCCGCUGCAGCGGAGGCACAAUCCGCUUCGCGGAUCGCAGGUGCAGCAGCCACCGAGGGAUCUUCCAACUGGGCUAGCGAGAACUCGCAAACCGCACAACUGGAAGCUUCCGCCGCAGCGAAGGCCACCGCAGCCGCAGCUAUCGGAGAUGGAGCUGUUCUAGGACUUGGACGCGACGCUGGUGCCGCGGCUCAGUCAGCCGCUGAAGUUAAAGCCUUAGCUGAAGCUAGUGUCAGCUUAGAUGCUUUAGACAAGGACGGGAAAUGAAGGGAUAUCUGAAGGGGACAAGAGGAAGUCUUUCUUAGACGAUUUUGAGAAAUUUCUGAUUGAACACGAUAGAAAAUUAUUUGAAUAUGAUUACAGAACGACAGACGGAGUCGAUAAAAAUUAAGAGUAACAUUGUCGAAGUGAGCUUACCUACGUGAUAAUAAAGGUCCACUGUUUUAGCAAA
Bombus impatiens (common eastern bumble bee) is the source of this 2323-nucleotide messenger RNA. RefSeq lists its product as uncharacterized. The transcript has 4 exons. The record is from RefSeq and is a predicted model, not a curated record. The coding region runs from base 355 to 2139 and encodes 594 amino acids. NCBI's taxonomy places the organism in Eukaryota, Metazoa, Arthropoda, Insecta, Hymenoptera, Apidae.